AUGGCUUUGUUUUCUUCUCCUCUUCCGACAACUACGAGGGAUCAGCUUGAAAAUAUGUAUUCUUCGUGCGGUGUCGAUCGCGCCGUCGUUCUUGACCUCACUUCCGAUUUUAAGGUCCCCGAGAAUGCUCGAGAAGGAUAUUACGGCGCCUACCAGUCUUUCUUUAAGACCUGUGGUCUCUCUUUCCCGAUCCUCGGGCAAGUUCUCGAGAUGCUCGCUGAACUUGGUCUUUCCUUUUCUCAGAUGUGCCCUAAUUUUCUCAGAAAUCUCCUUGCAAUCCUGGUCAGGGCUAGGGAAAAAAAUCUUUUGUUUGGACUCGACGAGUUACGUCACUUGUUCGUGAUGAAACGAAACAACAAAAGUCUUGGAACCUUUCUUAUGUCUCCACGCCCGGGUCGACAUGUUAUCAGGGAGAUUCCAUAUUAUGACGAGAAGUUGCGAGAGCAGUUCUUUGUCUUCAAGGUCGAUUCGGCAUCCAUGGAAGAUUUUGACUUUUCCAAGCUCCCUAAGCUUUGGGCCGAAGAUAUUGGUGAGUUUUUUUCAUUCGGGAAGCUCCUCAAUGCCGAAUCAACUUUGCGGUUUGCUGAGUGUUUUGAGACGGGGGCAAACCGAUUGGUCAUCGUUCAGCCGGGAACGGAUUCGAGCAGCACUCUUGCUCCUCCUUGGUACGGGAAUGCUCACAUGAUCGCUGAGCCAAUCGAGUUGAUUGAAGACGUUCAUCCUCGGGAAGAGACUACCUCCUCCGGGCUUCUUCUUUCCUUCAAUCGUCUUGAUAUGCGUUUAUCGAGGAAGUCAUCCUUCCGAACCUCUGGGUCUGCUCCAGGGAGAUCAUCUGUGGAUCUCCUCCCGGUUUCGCAGAGGUCGCCAGUUUCUUUGAGUUCUGACUCACAUGAGGAUUCGACCGUCCGUAAACGCAAGCUUCCUCGGUCGUCAAGGGGUGUUUCUUCAUGGAGGAACAUAUUGAAGAAGCAAAAACUUGUGCAAGAAAGUGACAGCCUGGUCUGUACGGCCAAGACCAAUCUCGUCGGUUUUUCUGGUAGCUCCGGACCACCAGACACGAGUUCCUCAUUCCUUACUUCUCCGGAAGAGAGGGCAGCCUACGCCAAGGUCGCCGCAGCGAACACUGUCCUUUUUAGGUUAUGA
Raphanus sativus (radish) is the source of this 1143-nucleotide messenger RNA. RefSeq lists its product as uncharacterized. The coding region runs from base 1 to 1143 and encodes 380 amino acids. NCBI's taxonomy places the organism in Eukaryota, Viridiplantae, Streptophyta, Magnoliopsida, Brassicales, Brassicaceae. The record is from RefSeq and is a predicted model, not a curated record. The transcript is spliced from 2 exons.